Ichthyophthirius multifiliis is the source of this 2139-nucleotide messenger RNA. RefSeq lists its product as hypothetical. Gene Ontology annotation, molecular function: FAD binding; sulfide:quinone oxidoreductase activity. The record is from RefSeq and is a predicted model, not a curated record. The transcript is spliced from 2 exons. Gene Ontology annotation, cellular component: mitochondrion. Lineage: Eukaryota; Ciliophora; Oligohymenophorea; Hymenostomatida.
AUGCUAAAAUAUAUACCAAAAAGAGCUAUAUCUUUAGCAAAAGUUUAUCCUCCAACACUUCCAGAAUAUGAUGUAAUAAUAGUAGGUUCUAAUAUGGGAGUAAUUCUAGGGCGUCAUAUAUAUUCUUAAUCAAAAGGAAAUACAAGUGUUUUUAUAGCUAGUAGUGCCACAAACAGACAAUAGCAUCAUUUAACAAUUCCUUACGAAUAAGGAUUUUGUAAAUUAGAAAACUAUUUAAUUAAUAACAAAUAUGUUAAUAAUCCUUAUGUACCUCAUUCUGAUGAUAUUAAAGUAAGAUUAAUUGAUCCUACUAAUAAUACUAUUUAAUUCGAAAAUAAUAGAAUUAUUAAAUAUAAAAAGCUUGUUGUUUCUACAUCUUUGCAGGAUGAUUUAGAUUCAAUUAAUGGGCUCUAGGAAGCUAUUUAAGACGCAUAUCAUCCAAUUUUUUCGCCUUAUAUUUUGAAGAAUAAUUCUAAAUAAUUAAACACUUAAUAUUGGUAUAAUUUUGAAUACGGAGAUUGCUUUUUCUAUAUCCCACCUUUUCCUUUUACUGGAGAAGGUGAAUAUUUUUUUUUUAUACUCUAUUUUUAUAUAUUUUUUUAAAAAAGUUUAAGAAUAUAACUUUUUAAAAAUAAAAAAAUUAACUUGAAAAUAAUAAAUGCAAAUGAUAAUUUUUGUCAAUACAAUAAAGAAUUAGAUUAGCUUUUCAAAACUCAAAUUCUAAAAAGGAAUAUUGAAGUUAUUUAUAAUACAAAACUUACAUAAAUUAACAAAAAUUCUAGAAAAUUAACAACAAUUAAUUAAUAAGGUGAAACAAAAGAAUAUACAUAUGACAAUAUGUAUUUAUUAAUCCCUUAAAAAUCACAUUAGUUUUUAAAAGAGGCAGGCCUUACUAAUGAAUAAGGAUUAUUGCAUGUUAAUUAAUAUACACUUCAACAUACUUAAAAUAAAGAUAUUUUUGCUUUUGGAGAUAUUACAGAUAUUCCUAUUGUAAAAAGCUUUUUUGCUUCAUAAUAAUAAGCUAAUAUUGUAUGUCAUAAUGUAAUGAGAAGUCUCAAAAACUUGCCUCCUCUAAGUAUUUAUAAUGGAUAUUCCAAAACACCUGUUUAUAUUGGGAAAAACCAAAUUACUGUUGCUUCCUAGGAUUUAGUAAAUGGGAAAUACAUUAAUAAUUUGAUUGAUUAGGAAGGAAAACAUAUUUCUUAUUUAAGAUCUUAUUAUUGGAAUUAUUUUUAUCAGUAUUUGAAUAAAAUCUAUUAUAAAUAUGCAAUUUGGGGUAGUCCUUAUUAUAUUUUUCCUCCUAAUUUUAAUAAUUUUAAGUAGUAUGCAGUUGAAGAGUUAAAUUAAGAAUAAACUUAAUAAGAAAGUUUACUUAAAUAAAAGUAUUUUGCUAUCCCUAAGUAGAAUUAACCAAAUAAUUAAUAAAUAAAUUAAGAUAAAUCUGAAAAAAAUAAAAAACAAAAAGAUUUUUCGAAUAAUUAAUAACAAGAAAAAUAAUAUAGAGAAAGACUUGAAAAAGAAAAUUAAGAAAAGGAAAGACAAGAAAAAGAAAAAUAAGAAAGAAAAAAAGUUGAAAUGGAAAAAUAAGUGGAAGAAAUAUAAGAAAGACAAGAAAGAGAGAUAUAAAGAUAACAAAUGGAAAAGUAAUAAAUAGAAAAAGAGUAAAGAGAAAGAUAAGAACAAGAAAAACUUGAAAAAGAGAGGAAAGAAAUAGAAAGAUAAUAAAAAGAAAUAGAUUUAAAAAUAUAAUAACAAUAACAAGAAAAAGAAAAGUAAGAUAAAGAAAGAUAAGAAAAAGAAAUGCUUGAAAAACAAAGAUAAUAAAAAGAGAACCAGGAAAAAGAAAUAUAAUAAAGAGAAAAAUAAAUGAGAGAAUAAAUUUUAUUGAAUAAAUAAUAAUAAUAAGAGAAGUAACAGGCCUAGUAAUUUUAAGCAUAACAAAAAGAAAGAGAAUAAUAAAACCAAUAAAUUUAAUAAUAAUAAGAAUUAAAUGAAGUUCCAAAAAAGAAAUAAAAUGAAUUAUCAAAAUCUACUGAAUAAAAAUAAUAAAAGAAAAAAUAAAAAAAGUCAGAUAGUUAAUAUGUGCCUUCGGAGGAUGUAUAAUCUAAAAAAAGAACACCAAAAAAACCUUAAAAAUGA